CGAGCUGUUCGUGUCUUUACCGUGUUGUUUCUCAGUCAGAUGCUAAUGAAAAUAAGUCAGCGGUGGGUUUUUAACAGUUGUGCUGUGAUACUCGGAAGCUUAUUAGGAAGAAUGUCCUCAUGCGUGUCUGAUCUCCAGGAGAAGUGUGUGUUCUGGCAGACCUCAGAUCUGCAGGCGUUCCUGCACUCCUCCCCGUGGACACCAGGGGUCGCUGUCGUCACGCACACACACACUCACACACACAGCCUCUUCCACGCCCCCGAGGACGAGUUCCUGCGUGUGUUACGGGCCGCGAGGACCGUCGCGCUCCUGCUGUGUGAGAGUCUGUGUGUUCAGCGCUGCGCUCUGGUCCACACGCCGCAGAGCCGGGCCCGGGCCGAGCUCCUCCUCGUCCCCCUCCACGGCCUCGAGUCCCACUGGAAAGCUCACCUCGCCCCGGACGAGGACUUCCAAGCGUUCGAUCCCGGGUACAUCAGUUCCAGAAGCGGGCCGCGCUGGACCGACGCCGAUCUAGAGGCGGUUAAGAAUCGCAUCCGUGUUCAUCUUCCCGAACCGAACGCACCUUUAAACCACACCUUUCUCGGCGAAUCCUCCGACUCCGGGUUGUUCCCGCGCAUCAUCCGCGGAGAAGAAAAGCACUGGCGAAUUUGGGAAGACGACGAACAUGUCGCGUUCCUCACGCCGUUUCCCAACACACCUGGACUCACUGUUCUGGUUCCCCGUAAGCCGUUAUCCAGUGAUGUCUUCCGAUUGGAGGAGAGCGAGUACAUCCGGAUGGUGCUCGCGGCUCGGAAGGUGUCCCGGCUCCUGGAGGCGGGGCUUGGGGCCUGGGGGGUGGGGCUUAUUUUCGAGGGCUUUGAGAUCGAUUACGCUCACGCCAAACUGAUUCCACUCGUGUCCUCGCCUGACGAGGCACAGGUGAGCCCGACUUGUCCCGCUCCCGAGUUUUUCGAGCGCUAUCCGGGGUACGUGACGUCGGUUAGCGGUCCGCCGGCCAGCAGCGAGAGUCUUCAAGAGAUCUGGGCCAGAAUUACCCAGCGCUGAUCAAAGACUGUAAAGAAAGAUGGACGACGCCCCUUCACUCUCUUCUAUUGGUGAAAAGUGAAGCC
Molecule: messenger RNA, 1109 nt
Organism: Rhinichthys klamathensis goyatoka
Lineage: Eukaryota; Metazoa; Chordata; Actinopteri; Cypriniformes; Leuciscidae
Exons: 2
Coding region: 40-1044 (334 amino acids)
Molecular function (GO): catalytic activity
Source: RefSeq, a predicted model, not a curated record